Setaria italica (foxtail millet) is the source of this 1508-nucleotide messenger RNA. RefSeq lists its product as uncharacterized. NCBI's taxonomy places the organism in Eukaryota, Viridiplantae, Streptophyta, Magnoliopsida, Poales, Poaceae. Bases 549 to 965 code for a protein of 138 amino acids. The record is from RefSeq and is a predicted model, not a curated record. The transcript has 3 exons.
GGCGAUGCAUGAUUUUAUUGCUUCAGGUUGAAGGCCGGAUUAUGAUGAUGCUUCUGGAAGAAUCCAUGCAUGUUUGCUGUGUGCAAGAAACGACGAUUCCCGGAAGAUGCCUUGCAAAUGCAAUGGGCGACUUUGCAGAUGAACGACUUAUAUUUUGGAAAGGAACGGAGGGACCAUGCAAAGCACGACGACGCGUGCACACAAUUUAAGCUGGUGGGCUCAAGGAAGGCCAGGUGAAUUAACCUACCAACCCCUUAGCUGACACUGGGGAAUGAGAUUCUUGACCCCAUGGCGUGAUACUUACACAGGACAUAGUACUAUCACAGCUAAGUCUCCUCGCUUGACCAUUUCAUCCUGCGUAGUACGAUGAGGCCCGCGAAUGGAUGCACAAGUUUGAGAAGACCAGACCAGUUGGCUCUUCUAUAUAACCAUGGCAAGGCUCCUGUCUUGAGAUCUUCUUUUAGUUUUUUCUUCUUGUUGCCAUCACUGUUCCUUUACAUUUCCGAGAGACCUCUCCUCAAUCGGAACCGGGUGUGGUCGUGGCCGCAAUGUGGGUCGGCACCGUGACACCGUCCGCCGCGCUCACCGCCCUGGCGUUCGCGCUCCUCCUGCUCAACUCGGGCGUCGCCGCGCGCCGCGCGCUCGCACGCGGGGACGCCGGCGCGGCGGCGUUCGUCGCGGCCGCCGCCGUCCUCGUGGCCGCGCUCCUCGCUGCGGUCCGGGCGCACGAGCGGUGUCGCGAGGAGGAGGAGGAGGACGGGCGGCGGGGCCGCCGCCUCAGGGCCGUAGCGUGGGCCCUGUCCGCGGCCCUCACGGCCAUGUUCGCGCGCCGCGUGGCCGGGUUCGCGCCGGACCGGGCCGUGGCGGCCCUGGUCUGGGCCAUGGGCGGCGUCACGGUGGCCGGAGGGUUCUGCUGCCUCUUCGUUCACGACGUCGUUGGUGGGCGCGAUGCACGGCCAGCCUAGAGCGCGCCCGCGCGCGUCGUCAGUUGGCUUCAUUACUCGCCGCCGUCAUUCCACAAAAUACACGUGCCAUACAGUGGAAUUCUAGCAAAAAAUAGCUACCCGUCACCCUGUGCCAACCUGCCUGGAGAAUUCAUGUUACGAAAUGACUAGCACAGUACUUGAAAGCUCCGUACACGUUUUCUUUUUUAUCAAAAAGUUGCAAAAGAUAAAACAUUUACUAUACUUUAGAAGUUUGUCAAAACAGUACUAUUAUACUCUUAUAACUUUGUUAAACUCAAAAUAUGACAAUUCAGUAGAGUAUGUUCAUGCACUCGAUAAUGCCAGUGUACGUUAAUGCCUACGGCUAUGCGUCUGUUUUUUUUUCUAAAAGAAACCCCAUAUGCAACUCUUAGUGAUCCAAAAACCCUUGAAGUAUUCCACUAUAUGCGUGAAUGUAGAAUUUUAAUUUUUUUUAGCUGUAUAUGUGCAUUGUAUGGUAUGUGUACUCAACAUAUCUUCUUUGUAAAUUGUAAUAUAUUGAAAAUCAUGAUGAUAACGGAAUAA